Moesziomyces antarcticus is the source of this 3156-nucleotide messenger RNA. RefSeq names its product RNA-binding domain-containing protein. NCBI's taxonomy places the organism in Eukaryota, Fungi, Basidiomycota, Ustilaginomycetes, Ustilaginales, Ustilaginaceae. The record is from RefSeq and is a predicted model, not a curated record. Gene Ontology annotation, molecular function: RNA binding. The transcript has a single exon. Bases 1 to 3156 code for a protein of 1051 amino acids.
AUGCCACCUAAAAGGUACUUCGAGCAGGACGAGCCCGCCGCAGAGGGCGCUGCUCCUGCGCCGACUGCCGCGACAGCCCCAGCCGCCGCUGCUGAUGCUAUUCCAUCGACCAAAUCGAAGGAUAAGGGCAAGGAUAGGCCCAACGCCACCCUCUUCGUUUCCAGAUUGCCCUACACUGCCACCACAACCGAUCUCCAGACGCUCUUCAGUGAGAUUGGUCCGCUCAAGCGAGCCUUUGUCGUCACAGACCAGGCCACAAAGAAGUCCAAGGGUGUCGGAUACGUCACCUUUGCCAUCCCCGAAGACGCCCAGACCGCACUCGAUCAGCUUCAGGAAAAGUCGCUCGACGGUGGUAGCAGAAAGAUUCACAUCACCUUUGCCGACCAGAAGGAUCCCACCGGCAACAAGCGCAUCCCUGUCAAGGCCGACCAGGACUCGCCAUCCUCUUCCAAACGCCCGCGCACCGAAUCGAGCAAGCCGGCACGCCAGGCCGGUGCCUUUCAAGAGAAGGAUGCACACGCCGUUCGCACCGUCAUUCUUUCCGGUCUCUCUGGCUGCAAGCCCGUACCCGACUCCAAGCAGAUCUACAAGCGAGCGCGAAAGAUCGGCGAUGUUGAAACCGUCAUCUAUCCUCACCCUUCCUCGCCCAACCCCAAUGAUGCCGCACACGUCGUCUUCCGCACGCCCAACCACGCCAUGACCGCCGUCGAAAAGCUCCACGCCCACGUCUUCAAGGGCGUCCAGAUCAGCGCCAUCCUCAAGAAGCGCGCAGACAACGCCGCCAGGAUCGCCGCCCACAUGCGUCCCGAGACGCUCGCAAAGCGUGAAAAGAUGCGCCAGGAGGUGGAGAAGAACAGCGGAAAGGGCACCAUGCCCGUCCUCCUCUCCGAGAUCGACAAGUCCAGCAGGCUCAUCAUCCGCAACCUCCCCUUCGACGUCAACGAGGCCGACCUCCGCUCCAUCUUCCUCCCCUUUGGCCCCGUCUACGAGAUCACCAUCCCCAAGGUAAAGGCAAAGCAGCAGCCAGACGAAGCCAAGCCGGAUUCCAACGGCAAACAGAAGGAGACAGCUUCCGUCAAGCAAGAAGAUUCGGAAGACUCGGCCGACUCUAACUCGUCGGGCGACAGCGAUUCCGACGGCGAAGAUGCGGAGGAAAGUGACGAGGAUGCAGAGGACGGCUCGGAAAGCGACAGCGAGCAGGAUGACGAGGCGGACGACGACGAUGCAAAGCAAAAUGACAGCAAGUCCUCGUCUGACUCCGAGGACGAAGCUCCUGCGGUUGAGGCCGACGCUGAUGUAGACACCAACAAGCAGGCGUCCACCUCUGCCAAGCCUGCUACCGUCCCUGCUGCAGCCAAGUCAGCUGCCGUCGAGAAGGGUCGUGGCUUUGCUUUCGUCUGGAUGGUAUCGCGCAACGACGCCGCGCGCGCCAUCGAGGCAGUCAACGGCAGCAAGAUCCAGCACGGCGCCGCCGAGCGUGCCGCCUACAAGUCUGCUCUUGGCUCCCGUGGUCGACGUGCUGCCAAGGCCGCGCUGGACCACGUGCGCGCAAACGCUCAACCCGAGCGAACCGUCGCGGUCGACUGGGCGCUCAGCAAGAAGGACUGGGAGGCCAAGGCCGACGAGUCCGAGCCCGAGCAAGACGACAAGGUCAACGACGACGAUGCUGACGAUGCCGAUGACGCCAGCGAUGCCGGCAGUGAUGCCAGCGAGGAGCCCGCAGAGCGACUCAAACUGCCAGCACCCGAAGAGGGCACCACGCUUUUCGUCCGAAAUCUGCCGUACCAGGCCACCGAAGAAGAGCUGCGCAACCUCUUCCGCACGUUUGGCCCGCUGCGCUAUGCCAAGAUCACCAUGGACAAGGCGACCAAUCGCAGCAAAGGCACGGGUUUCGUGUGCUUCUGGCAGGCCGAGUCGGCUGAUGCGGCGCUGGCACAGGCGCGCAUCAUCGAGCGCGAGUCGGGCGUCUCGGGAUCUUCGUCGAGCUCCGUCGCCAACCAGAAGAACCCCUUCGCCAUGCCGUCCGUGCUCACCGCCGAUCCCGCUGCACCGCUCACGGCGAGUCUCAACCUGCAUGGCCGCGUGCUCAACGUCAUCCCCGCCGUAGCGCGCGACGAGGCGUCGCGUCUCGAGACGAGCGGACGCAAGGAGCGCGAGAAGGGCGACAAGCGCAACACGUGGCUGCUCCGAGAGGGCGUGCCGUUCCCCAAUUCGGACUUUGCCGCACGCCUCGCGCCGUCCGAGGUGGAGAAGAGGCUGCAGUCGUUCCAGGUGCGCAAGGCGCAGAUGGGCGCCAAUCCGUCGCUCUUUGUGAGCAAGACGCGUCUGGCGGUGCGUUCGCUGCCGCUCUUUGUGUCGGACCGCAUGCUGAAGCGUCUGGCGAUCCAUGCGAUCAAGACGUUUGGAUCCGAAGUGCGUGCGGGCGAGCGCGAGGAUCUGGAUGCCGACGAGAAGGCCGAUCGCACCCUCAGUGCUUCCGCCGAGAACCGCAAGCGCAAGCCGGGCGAGAGGCCGACGCCCGUGGUUCAGUCCAAGGUGGUGCGUCAGCACGAUCGAGUCGAGGCGCUCACGGGUCUGGGCAAGUCCAAGGGUUACGGAUUCUUGGAGAUGAAGUCGUUCAACGAUGCGCUCAAGGUGAUCCGCUGGGCGAACGCGAGCAAAGCUGUGUCGAAGCUCUUCGGCGAGUGGUGGAAGGACGACCUGCAGCAGCAGGUGGAUCGCAUCGCGACGCAGGUGCACUCCAAGACCAAGACGCUCGAGGAGAAGAAGGGCGAAGAGGCGGAUGCGCUUCGUGCCGAGAUCGAGGAGCUCACCACGCGCAAGCAGCGUCUGCGCACCAAGGUCAGCGAGCUCGAAGAGGGCGGUGCUUCGGGAGACAAGGAGCGUGGCGGUCUGCUCAUGAUCGAGUUUGCCAUCGAAAACGUCGUGACCACCAAGAAGCGCGCCGACAAACUCAAGGCGACCAAGGAAUCCGCCGUGCGAAGACAGGAGAGGAUGGAGGCCGAGGAGCGCGAGGCCGCCGUCCACGCCGAACUCGCAAAGAGGGAGGCGCAAGCAGCCCGCAAGAUCGAGGCCGACAAGAACAAGCCCAAGGGCUACGCUCACGGCCACGUCAUCGGCAAGAAGCGAAAGGAACGCCGCGCACGUCGCAACUGA